Lytechinus variegatus (green sea urchin) is the source of this 2583-nucleotide messenger RNA. Its product is annotated as solute carrier family 23 member 2-like. Gene Ontology annotation, molecular function: transmembrane transporter activity. Bases 457 to 2328 code for a protein of 623 amino acids. Gene Ontology annotation, biological process: transmembrane transport. The transcript has 13 exons. NCBI's taxonomy places the organism in Eukaryota, Metazoa, Echinodermata, Echinoidea, Temnopleuroida, Toxopneustidae. The record is from RefSeq and is a predicted model, not a curated record. Gene Ontology annotation, cellular component: membrane.
CGCAUAAAACUGGUUCUUCUUAGGUGAAAGGGGCAUUUUUCUUCCGUAAAAAGGCACCUUUUCAGUGCAUUAAAAAGUGUGUGUGUGUGUGUGUGGGGGGUUACUGUGCCCUCUGGCCCCCAGGAUCGCCGCCCCUGCCUGUACUUGUAUAUAGUCGAACUUUGGGCAUACACAUUUUGAAGGUUAGACAACUAUACUGUCGAAUCGACUUUUUAUUGCAUAUAUGGACCGUUUAUACACAAGCUGGAAAGAUAAAGUAAAUGCAUAAAGUGUGAUGAUAGUAAAGAUAAUCAUUUUUAGAACGAACCGUGGGAUCGAAUUGAGUAGUACUUAUCACAAAAGAUCCAUGAAUUUACACACUAUUAAUUAAUUUAGUCUACGGACCUACCGUUCGAUCAGGAGUUACUGUCAGUACACAUAGGUUAACUCAAUACGACCAGACAACGCUUCGUUGUCAUGGAAGCUGUCACCUACAGCGGGAAGGAAGAGGAUGGCAUCAUCGUUAUGGAGGAGCAGAAUGGUGGUGACCACGUCAUGGAAACUCAAAAAGAUGCAAGGAGAAGAGCUGAUCUAAUUCUAAGCAAGAUGGGGAGUAAAAUGGCGUACAAGCUUGGCGACCGACCACCCUGGUAUUCAACAUUAGUCCUCGCAUUCCAACAUUUUAUAUCAAUGUUCGGUGGAUGUCUCACUGUACCAUUUGUAGUUGGACCAGUUCUGUGCAUCGACGGGAACAUCAUGCUCCUCUCCAAGCUCCUAGCAACAGUGUGCUUUCUAUCUGGGAUACAAACAUUCAUCAUGACCACCUUUGGUAUACGGCUACCAAUAGUACAGGGACCAUCGUUUGCUUUUGUCAUACCUAUAAUCUCAAUGAUGAAUGCGCGAGAGGCUUGUCCGGCUCAAGACGGUAAUUCAACAAGUAUUGAGCGAGAAGGGGAGUUUUACAGUCGCAUGCAAGAGGUUCAAGGGGCUCUCUUGGUGUCCUCACUUUUUGAGCUAUUAUUGGGUUUCAGUGGCGUCAUCAGUUUCCUGAUGAAGUUCAUUGGACCUCUAACAAUAACACCAACUGUUACUCUCAUUGGCCUCUCCCUUACGCCGAUUGCAACGAAGAACUGCAGUGUCCACUGGGGAAUCGCCGCAUUCACGAUGUUGAUCAUCAUUAUCUGUUCACAAUACAUUGACCGCUUUAGGGUACCCUGUGUUGGAUUCAGCAAGAGCCAGAAGUGCCAUGUCUUUAGGUAUCCACUCUUUCGGCUCUUUCCAAUCUUCAUCGCUGCAGUUCUUUCAUGGAUUCUGUGUUUUAUACUGACGGUGACCAAUGUUUUCCCAGACGAUCCUAGUUCACCAAACUAUCAAGUUCGUACCGAUGCAAACAGUGAAGGGGUGGCAAACACACCUUGGUUCUAUUUCCCCUACCCAGGCCAGUGGGGAGCACCCUCCGUUACAGCGGGAAGCGUUCUUGGGAUGUGCGCUGCCGCCAUUGCGUCCAUCGUCGAGUCCAUUGGGGAUUAUUACGCAUGCGCAAAGCUUUCUGGGGCUCCAAAUCCACCGGAUCACGCACUGAAUCGAGGGAUCGGUAUUGAGGGUUUUGGAGGUAUUCUUGCGGGACUCUGGGGGUCGGGUGUCAGCAGCACAUCCUAUUCAAGCAAUGUCGGCAUGAUCGGAUUAACAAAAGUAAGCAGUCUCCUGGUCAUUCAAGUGAUGUCCGUGUACCUUGUUUUGAUGGGGAUGCUUCUUAAGUUUGGUGCUGUCUUUGCUACGAUACCUGCGCCAAUCAUCGGUGGAAUACUUGCAGUUACAGUAGGAAUGGUAACAUCAGUGGGUAUUUCAAAUCUUCAGUAUGUGGACAUUAACUCACCAAGAAAUCUUUUCAUCGUUGGUUUUUCUAUUCUGCUGGGAACAAGUCUGCCUGACUUCAUGUCGAAAACUCCAGGUGCUAUCCAGACAGGCUCAAGUACAGUUGAUCAGAUCCUGACAGUCCUUCUUGGUACGAGCAUGUUCAUUGGUGGCUUAACCGGUUUCAUCCUCGACAACACUAUACCAGGUUCUCCUGAAGAGCGUGGCAUAGGACGGAUGCUAACUAUUUUCAGUUCUUCCAGCGACGGCAAGGACGACGAUCAAGUCAUUGAAGACGAUGACGAGCUCAAUGCUGAAGUAUCUCGUCUUGUCAAUCAGAGUUAUGAUUUACCAUUUGGAAUGUCCUACAUCAGACGCUUGGAAUGGACGUCGAAGCUUCCCUUUUGCCCGACAUUUUCUGGUUUUGGCUGCACGUGCACAUCCAAGUAUAGACUCUGGAAGGGAAGAUCCAAGGGAUCCGACAUUCUACAGUAAUAAGAACUUGUGACAUUGCAAAAGGAUUCUGUUCUAUGCUCUAACGCAGGCGCUGUUUUCGGGGAGCUUUGUAGACUAAAGCUCCCCCCAAAAAUGGCUCAAUCCACCCUCAAAAUUUUAGAAUUUUUUUAUAGGAGGGAGGAAGGGGGAGGGGACCAGCUGACUAAUCAGUAUAAGGCUAUCCACAAUAGGCAAUUUUCAUUGUAUUGCAUAAACCAACGACGGAAAUUUAUCAAGUCCCCAGAAGCCCCCCCC